ACCUGAAUGGGCUGCGGUGGUUAGAGGGUUUCCAACACAGCUAUUGGAAGGCCUUUAAAGGUAAUGCUGUGUGAUACAUGCAGCCAGGAAGGGGUUGGCCCCUCAAAACUCUGAAAUCCUCUGGCCCAGCUUUCUUUUUCCUCUCCCUGUUGAUGGCACUAGGCCCAGUGGUGGUACGGCUUUGGGUUUCUCUCGGUCUCAAGGUCUCAGUCAGGGUGGAAGAAGUGGAAAAAACAGGUCUUUUUCCAGACCACUUGUUGGUUGGCAGCCUUUGCCAUAGCUAAUCUGGUUUAUUUUCAGGUCAGGGACAGUCGCUUUUAGGAGCAGAUUCGUUGGCUUUCAAAAUCCAUCUCUUCGUUCCUCUCAGCGUUCUUUGUCCCAAAGGACUUUGCCCUUCCUUUCGCAGCGGAGACCUUGGCACCCUCUGCAAACAGACAGUCCCGCAGAGGCCCGUGACGAGUGUCGCUCCGUCUGUCUCGCGCCCUCAGGAGGGGUCUAGCAGAAAGCAGUGCCCCACGCGUUCAUGCGAGGGUGAAGCAGGAACCAGGGGCCGACAGCUGAGCAGCCCAGGUGCGUCGCCUUAGGGACGGAGCUGGCAAGUGCCGUGCCGGGGCUGCCAUAGCCGAGCCGGGAACGGUAUUUGCCCGAGUCGAGGCGGAAGCCGGAGCAUUUGGGGGACAGGACCGCGGGAACCCGGAAACGCCUGGGUUGCACAGAGCUGGCGGCUGCUACAGCUAAGCCAACGGGAGCCGGCGGCGCUGCAGGUCAGCGGUCGCGUUGGACCCAGCGGGCUCGGCAGUCUGGGGCCUCCGGCGGAGCUGAACCGCGGCUCCCGGUGGUGGGCUCAGCCGGCGGAGCUGCGCGGGAGGCAAAUGAAGAUAAAACAAUGUCCACCAACCUAAAAUACCUUUCCUUGGGAAUUUUGGUCUUUCAGACUACCAGUUUGGUUCUAACAAUGCGUUAUUCUAGAACUUUAAAAGAGGAAGGACCUCGUUAUCUAUCUUCUACAGCAGUGGUUGUUGCUGAACUUUUGAAGAUAAUGGCCUGCAUUUUAUUGGUCUACAAAGACAGCAAAUGUAGCCUAAGAGCACUGAAUCGAGUACUACAUGAUGAAAUUCUUAAUAAACCUAUGGAAACACUUAAACUUGCUAUUCCAUCAGGGAUAUAUACUCUUCAGAAUAAUUUACUGUAUGUGGCACUAUCAAAUCUAGAUGCAGCUACUUAUCAGGUCACAUAUCAGUUGAAAAUUCUUACAACAGCAUUAUUUUCUGUGUCUAUGCUUAGUAAAAAAUUGGGUGUAUACCAGUGGCUCUCUCUAGUAAUUUUGAUGACAGGAGUUGCUUUUGUACAGUGGCCCUCAGAUUCUCAACUUGAUUCUAAGGAACUUUCAGCUGGCUCUCAAUUUGUAGGGCUCAUGGCAGUUCUCACAGCAUGUUUUUCAAGUGGCUUUGCUGGGGUUUACUUUGAGAAAAUCUUAAAAGAAACAAAACAAUCGGUGUGGAUAAGAAACAUUCAGCUUGGUUUCUUUGGAAGUAUAUUUGGAUUAAUGGGUGUAUACAUUUAUGAUGGAGAACUGGUAUCAAAGAAUGGAUUUUUUCAGGGAUAUAAUCAACUGACCUGGAUAGUAGUUGUUCUUCAGGCACUUGGAGGCCUUGUAAUAGCUGCUGUUAUUAAGUAUGCAGAUAAUAUUUUAAAAGGAUUUGCAACCUCUUUAUCUAUAAUAUUAUCAACACUGAUCUCCUAUUUUUGGCUUCAAGAUUUUGUGCCAACCAGUGUCUUUUUCCUUGGAGCCAUCCUUGUAAUAACAGCUACUUUCUUAUAUGGUUAUGAUCCCAAACCUGCAGGAAAUCCCACUAAAGCUUAGUUGUAUACUAUCUUUAACUGGUUUUUCACGAUGGUCCACUAGGAAUCUCGACAUUAAUCUUGCACAGAGGACUUCUACAGAGUCUGUGAAGAUAUCAUCAUGCUGAAUCUGAUCAUAUUGUUUAAAUGGUUAAAAAUAUAAAAGUUUAAGGAUAAAAUAUGUGUAUAUGUAACAAAACACAUUGCAUCUAGAAAUCAAAACUUGAGAGUAUUUCCAGGGAUUAGAAUUAGAAGGAAUAUUAGAGGAAACUUGAAAUCUGAGUUUAAAAAGAUUUUACCUUUUUGAUUGCUGCAGAAAUGUUCUAUGCACUCUUUGCAAGAGCACACAACAAAUGUCAAAUAUCAAUUUUUUGCAAAUUAGAUUUAAUCUUAUUAAAUGUUUUUAUCUUACUCUUUCUGUACAGCUAUAUCAAAUCACAUGAAAUAUUCAAAGUUUGAAAAUUAUAAUUACCUAUAAAGCUGUGAAAAAAAGAAGUAUAAUUUAAAAAAACAUUUCACUUAUCAGAGAUUUUUAUAUUUAUACAAAAGAUUACUAAAUGAAGGAUUGCUAAAUGGUUUUUGUUCAGUUACCUAAAUAUUAAUAAAGUACUAUUCUGGGUAUGAUUUGUCAGAGAAUAAAUAUUAUAUCUAGAUUUAAUGUAGAGAUACACACUAUUUCUCCAUAUGAAUUUUAAGAUACUUUAGUGCUUCAAUACUGCUGAAAGCAAUCCAGUUGCUCCUGUGCUAAAUAGUAGCCAGUGAAUUUCAUAGUAAUGGAGGUUAGCCUUUAAUCUCUUAAUUGCAUUUUAUUUCUGUAAAUCAGUUAAAUCCUUAAUUUUAUUUUAAAUUAAAAUUUGUGUGUAAUUGCCAUUAAAUUUUCAAAAUGUAAUUUAAAAGGAUUUAAUAAUUUAAAAUAAUUAUUGUGUAAUAUCUACAUUAGAAUUUUGAACUAUCAAGCAUAUAUUGUAUACAGUUAGAAAGUUAUUAAAUGAACCUUUUACUCACUGAUCUGUAAAAACUUCUUUAAUCUACAACUAUUGACAAAAACAACACUCAAACAAAUAUAAUAGUACAGAUGUCAGAGACUGAGACCAAAUGACUUUUCUUGGAGACAUUCCAGAUUGCCAUAUUACAUUAUUUUAAACAGCACUAUAAUUUUAAAUUCAAGCCUGCUCAGAAGAGCUUUUUAGGUCUCUCAUAAACCUACUGUUCCCAGGAAUACUCUCAUCACAUGACUGGGAGAGGUAGCCAAAUUUUAAUUCCCUUUCUGUGUUCCCACAAAAGCUGCUGAGAAGGAGCCACCAUUUUGCUUUAAAAUAGUGUUUUUUUUUUUUUUUUUUCCUUUUUAACACUGGAG
Molecule: messenger RNA, 3199 nt
Organism: Cebus imitator (Panamanian white-faced capuchin)
Lineage: Eukaryota; Metazoa; Chordata; Mammalia; Primates; Cebidae
Gene: SLC35A3
Product: solute carrier family 35 member A3
Exons: 8
Coding region: 887-1864 (325 amino acids)
Biological process (GO): pyrimidine nucleotide-sugar transmembrane transport
Cellular component (GO): Golgi membrane
Molecular function (GO): UDP-galactose transmembrane transporter activity
Source: RefSeq, a predicted model, not a curated record